UAUACGGUUGCAGUAAAUAAACCUCCAAUCCCAUCGUCUUCUGGUGUCAGUUGAAUAUUGAGUUGAGAAGUCAUUGUCCCAUCGUUAAUCGUAUUGCGUCGAAGCACUGUGUCAUUACAUAUACCGUGGGUCAUAACAAUGGCGACGGGGAUGGGAUCAAAAAUGGACUCUUCGAAGCUGGACAAAUUUCUCGAACAACAAUUGAAGACUAUCGAGCUAUUAACUCAGUCCAGAAUUUCUGCAGCUGGAUCGUCGAAUACUACGCCUGAUAUAUUAACCUCUUCAGUCGACGGAAUCGCAACCAGUAUCACAGAAUUUCAUUAUUGUCCGGAUGCUUAUGUGACUUUUGAUACUUGGUUUCGAAGAUAUGAAAACCAUUUUAGAGUUGAUUUUGCUGGUCAAGAUGAUUCAUGGAAAGUUCGUCUCUCCUUCGGAAACUUGGUCCAUUCGAAUUAGCUCAAUAUUGCAAUAUAAUACUGCUGCAGAACCCGAGACCAUUCCUCAGAUGUCACAGACCCUAAGACAACACUUUCAUGAUCAUUCAUUUCUUUUCAAUGCCAGAUAUCGUUGUCUUAAACUGGUCAUGAUCGAGAAUGAUGAUUUCCUUACUCAUGUUGGUACUGUUAAUCGCGAAUGCGAAAAAUUUAAGCUGAAGUCCAUCACCGAUGACCAAUUCAAAUCUUUGAUACUCAUAUGCAGUCUUCAGUCACCCAAGUUUGCAGAUAUUAGAAUGUGAUUGCUAAAUCGAUUGGAGCAAGAACCAACGCUAACGUUGAAUGAUAUCGUUGCUGAAAAUUAA
Heterobilharzia americana is the source of this 799-nucleotide messenger RNA. NCBI's taxonomy places the organism in Eukaryota, Metazoa, Platyhelminthes, Trematoda, Strigeidida, Schistosomatidae. The record is from the annotation of a GenBank genome assembly.